Messenger RNA from Melanaphis sacchari, 607 nucleotides. RefSeq lists its product as uncharacterized. Lineage: Eukaryota; Metazoa; Arthropoda; Insecta; Hemiptera; Aphididae. Bases 245 to 607 code for a protein of 120 amino acids. The transcript is spliced from 4 exons. The record is from RefSeq and is a predicted model, not a curated record.
ACUUGAGGUCCGGAUUGGAUGGCCAUAUACUGAACUAUCAUAAGAAAGGUGGCUUGAAAAAAAAAAAAUCUUAAAGUAGCUGGAAAGAAAUCUACUGACAAUCUUCAAAUCAUUCAUACUAAAUCGAGUUGCCUUGCAUCAGUAAAACCGAAAAAAAGCACUACCAACACCACCGGAAACUAUUCCAUUACUGCUCAGAAAACUUUUGGAGGAACAUGAUGAAUCAUUAUCUUUCGAAAUCGACAUGAUGUAUUCAUUCGACGCAUAUAAAAACAUAGUAAUCAUGGAUGAUUUUGAAAUGGCAAAAUCUAUUGAGCAGAAUAGUAAACGUGAUCCGACUCCAACCGAAUCUACUGCAUUGUCGGACAAGGACCAAAAUACCAGCCAGUCCGAUCAUCAAUUCCGACGACCGGAAGUUCCUUCCUUGCGCCAUUAUCGCCAUCCGACCGCAAGCGGUUUGAAUAGCAACCGCGGUAACGUGUUGACAUCUAACACGUACGUAAUCGGAGGUGUAGUCAAUACAAAAGGCGGUGUUAUCGUGGGCGACGAAGAUCUCGGCAAUGGAUACGUUUACGCGGACGAAAACAUUUGGAAUUACUAUUAUUAG